Molecule: messenger RNA, 534 nt
Organism: Prunus armeniaca (apricot)
Lineage: Eukaryota; Viridiplantae; Streptophyta; Magnoliopsida; Rosales; Rosaceae
Source: the annotation of a GenBank genome assembly
AUGAAAUUCUCGGAGACCGUAGUUGCGAUGGUUUUAGGUAUUGCUCUUUCCUUCGACAUUGGCGGAAACAUGAGCUGCAAUGCCGCUGGACAGUAUGACUACUUUCAGUUUGUUCAGGAGUCUCCUUUUGUAUUUUGCAAAAAUAUUACUGGAAAGGGAUGCAACAUCCUACCUCUGCCACGGAUAUUUACCAUUCAUGGCUUGUGGCCAAGCAACUUCAAACAUCGUCAUAAACCUUGCGUUGGUGCACAAUUUAGUAGAGAUGUGAUGAAUGAAGCCUCCAAUGAUGAAUUGCGAGCUGAUCUGGAGUUGUCAUGGCGAAGCUUCAUCAGUGGGCGGUCAAAUAUGGACUUCUGGGAAUAUGAAUACAACACACACGGCAAGUGCUCCGACCACAAGUUUUCGCAGACGCAAUACUUCGACCGUGCCAGGAGUUUGUGGAAGCAAUACAAAGCUCAUACUCUAUUUUCUAAUCGCUCGGUUGAACCAGGCAAGUCAUAUAGUUUUACUGACCUUGAACAAGCCAUCCGAUAA